AAAGCAGGGGAAGAAUCCUUCCCUUAUCGGGACGCACCUGAAUAUCAUCCACAAGUACUACACUAUUUUGGUGAUAGAUAAAAUAAUUAAAAAAAUACCUAAGAAAAAGUGACAUCUGACAUAGCGAUUGAUAAUUUAUUACAAUAUCUAUUUAAUUCUAGUAUGCAUAUGAAAAUGUUGUUAAUCUACGAAUGCCGUAUGAUCUUCUAAUGGAUACAUUGGAUAACUAUUCAUUGUUUACGAAUAUAUCAUUAUCACAAAAAACUAGUUAUCAUCAUCCUAUACUCUAUGGUGUAGCGAGUUAUGCUGCAAUUUUAGUUAUUAUUGGCACAAUUGGUAAUCUUUUAACAAUUUAUAUUUUACUUCGACCUAGUUUACGUUGUAAUACAACUAUGCGUUAUUUAACGGCAGCAGCUAUUGCUGAUCUAUGUACUCUUUAUAGUUGGAAUUUAAAUUUAUUCUAUAAAUAUAUAAUUAAUUCAUAUCAAAAUGAUUUAGAAGAUAUAUCUUUGUAUACAUGUCGAUUAAUAUCAUUUUUAGCUUUUUCAUCAUUACAAUUAUCAUCAUGGUAUUUAAUGUUAGUUAGUUUUGAUCGUAUGAUGAAUAUUCACUUUUUAUUUUGGAAAAAAGAUUUUGGUAAACCUUAUAUUUCCACAUAUAUUAUUAUUAUUGUUGCUACUAUUAUUCUUGUUCUUAAUUCUCAUUUAUUAUUUAUUAAUGGAUUUAUUGAACAAAAUUGUAUUCCAAAUGGUAAACAAACAUGUGUUAUAUGCUAUAAACGAUUGACAGAUGAUCGUUAUGUAUUUCCAAAAUGGGAAAAAGUUCAUUUAAUAAGUUAUACAUUAAUACCAUUUACGGUUAUGAGUAUAUGUAAUUUAUUUAUUAUUCGUCGAAUACUUGCUACUAAUAGACGACAAUCAACAAAAACAUCAAUAAUUAAUAAAAGUAUAAAAUUUCGUUUAAGAAAACAACGACAAUCAACAAGAAUGUUAAUACUUGUUACAUUUUUAUUUAUUCUAUUAACAUUACCAGCCAUGAUUUAUCAUAUUUUUUUAAGAGAAUUAUUUGAAAAGAAAAAACCAUUAAAAUAUAUUUUACAAGGAAUUUUAUUAUGUAUUCAAUUUACAAGUCAUACAAUUAAUUUUUUUUGUCUAUUCUUUUAUGGCUAG
Didymodactylos carnosus is the source of this 1169-nucleotide messenger RNA. The record is from the annotation of a GenBank genome assembly. Lineage: Eukaryota; Metazoa; Rotifera; Eurotatoria; Philodinida; Philodinidae.